GAAGGAAUGAUAUCAUUAAGCUUGUCGAUUUUUUGCAAAUUGAUAAUUUAUCAUCAAGUUAAUUCCGUAGUCGAUAUAUGAAAUUCUGAAUGAAGUGAUAAGAGUAAUUAACAAAAAUCCUUGAAAUUCGCGGUGAUGUCGAUUUGAUAUUUACGGCCCUGAUUUGGAAGAGCGAUGGCGCCGCUGAACGAACUACUGGUUGCAGAAGCAGAGGCAGCAGCAGUAGCGGCAGCAGUAAGCAGUAGCAACAGCACGAGUCGUUGUGUGUCUCAGUCUCGCCGUGAAAAUUCGUAAGUGGUCCGCGUGACAGUUGUCUGGAGGUUACGUUUACAAGCCGAACGAUGAUGUCAAAGAGUUGGUGUCGCGUGAUUCGCGCGAGAUCGAACCAUUCAUCGAAUUGUCAGUGAAUCAUUACGUUCGUUGUUGGUUUUUUCUUUGUCGGUGCAAGCUUCUCUCUCUCUGUUGGCCAACAGGGAUAAUAGGCCGGGCCUAUCAGUACAGUAGGAAAAUGGCGGCUUGCCUUGCGCGAUGUAGACGAUGAGAGGCAACGAGGUUCUUGGCGUGAAGCGCUUGAACACAUUACGAAAAAAAAGUAACCUUUCGUUUUAUUGUCGAUUGUUCGCAGUGUAAAGUGCGUGGAGUUGGUGUUCGAUCAUCGGCGCGGUGAACGAAAAACACAAGAGAGAGAGAGAGUGGGAGAGGUUAAGAAAAAAAAAGGAGGGACCUUGUUAGCGCGAACACCACGAGUUACGAGAUGAGAGUGAGACGUGAGGAAGAACGAAGGAAAAAUAACACGAGAGCCGAGUAACGAAGAACCACUGUGCAUUCAGUUUGUGUACGCGUGUGUGCUCGUAUGAGAGCGAGAGGCGAUCAACGGUGACAAGUGUUCCGUCGACGGGGAACUUGGUCUUAGCCCCACGUCGACAAGAAGAUGAUAUUCUGGGUAUCAAGAUACCGCCGUGGCUACGUCGACCGCGAUCCUCGUGUCGCCGUUUGCUGUCGUCGCCAUUGAGCUGCGGCUGCUUUCGCGAAAAUUUGUUUUUUCGCGAGAGGAUAGCGAGGCCGUGGACGACGAGAACAACGACGAGGACAACAACGACGACGACGACGACGACGACGACGACGACGACGACGACGACGACGACGACGACGACGACGACCGCCACCAUCACUAUCACUAUCACUGUCACUAUCACUAUCGCUAUCGCUAUCACUAUCACCAUCACCAUCACCAUCACCAUCAUCACCACCACAACCACAACCACCACCACCUCCACUACCAACGAUCACAAGGAAAACUCGAGGGAAGAUGAGAGGCGCGUGCGACGGCGGCAUAGCGAGCUUUCUCGCUCUGGCGCUCCUCUGUUUAUUCCACACGUCAUGCAUUGUGGACGGACUGUUGAAGUGUUAUUGCGAUAUUUGCACGGACACCAAUCACACGUGCGAAACCGAUGGUUAUUGCUUUGCUAGCACCAGCUUGGAGAAUGAUAUGACCACAUAUGCCCGGAGGUGUUAUGAUAAGGUGCGCUUCUUCCCGGCGCCCGAAUACUCAGUCUGGUGCAAAGCGAAUAACACGCUACACGGUCCAGGUGACGUGGAAUACGCGGUCGCCUGCUGCGACCACUCCGACUUCUGCAAUCGCGACCUAAGGCCCUUUUUUACUCCUCGUGAGUCCAGAGGUGGGCCAUACUUCCGACUCGUCGAUUACCUCGAACGAGUGCGUUCGGGUGGCGAUGACACGGCGUGGGUCACUUGGAAAAUGGCCUUGAUGAUAGCAAUGCCAAUAUGCGCGAUCUGCGUGGUGGUUAUGGUCAUUUAUCACGUGCGUAAGACCCCAGAAAGGCCAGGAAAUAGCGAUGAUUCGCAGGAGGCACCAGAUCGACCCAUCCUGGGUGGUGUUACCAUCAGGGAUAUGCUGGAAAUGACUACCAGUGGCAGUGGCUCAGUAGGCCUGCCGCUUCUGGUACAGCGAAGCAUAGCCCGCCAGAUUCAACUGGUGGAGACGAUUGGAAAAGGUCGCUUCGGCGAGGUCUGGCGUGGUCGUUGGAGGGGUGAGAACGUUGCCGUGAAGAUCUUCAGCUCGCGUGAAGAAAGGUCUUGGUUCAGGGAGGCCGAAAUUUAUCAGACAGUGAUGCUCAGACACGAUAAUAUCCUCGGGUUCAUCGCAGCUGAUAACAAAGAUAAUGGUACGUGGACUCAGCUGUGGUUGAUCACAGAUUAUCACGAGAAGGGUUCGCUGUUCGAUUAUUUGAACAGAUCGACCGUUGAUACAAACGGUAUGAUCAGGAUGGCUCUGUCGAUUGCCACCGGGUUAGCGCAUCUUCACAUGGAGAUCGUCGGCACGCAAGGGAAACCAGCCAUCGCUCACAGGGAUCUCAAGUCGAAAAAUAUCCUCGUGAAGACGAAUGGCACAUGCGCGAUCGGCGAUCUUGGAUUGGCCGUCAGGCAUGAUGUAAUAACAGACACCGUCGAUAUCCAACUAAAUAAUCGGGUUGGCACUAAGCGGUACAUGGCACCCGAGGUUCUCGAAGAGACGAUAAACAUGAACCACUUUGAUUCCUUCAAGAGGGCUGACGUGUACGCUCUCGGGCUGAUCCUCUGGGAGAUCGCAAGACGAUGCAACGUCGGCGGAAUUCACGACGAAUAUCAGCUGCCGUUUUACGACUUGGUGCCUUCUGAUCCGACGAUCGAAGAGAUGCGUAAGGUUGUGUGUACCGACAGACAGAGGCCAUCGAUACCGAAUCGGUGGCAGUCGAUCGAGGCGUUACAAGUGAUGUCGAAGGUGAUGAAGGAGUGUUGGUAUCACAACGCGGCAGCUAGACUAACCGCGCUUAGGAUUAAAAAAUCUCUCGCAAACUACGGUGCGAUGGAGGACUUGAAGUGAAACGAGGAGAAUCAGCAGGUCGUCGAAAUGACCGGAAUACUAGAAGUGCUCGAAACAUACGUGGACAUUUACUUUAAUUGUAAUACUUUUAUCGCAAUAACACUUUUAAGUGCCGUGUUACUCCAUGAGUGAGCGAGAGAAAGAAAGGGAAGAGAGAGGAGAGAGAGAGAGAGAGAGAGAGAGAGAGAGGGAGAGAGAGCAUGGGAAAAAGAGCGAAAAAGAAAGAGAUAAGACAUUUGGUCGAAAGUGAGAAAUUCUAAUAGUUGGAUCAGAGAGCCUAACGAAAGACUGGUUAAAAAGAUAUUAAAAAAAGCGAAAAAAUCAGAGAAAAAAAAAAGAAAUAAAUGCAAUGGAGGUGACGUUCCUUUGAUCGCGUUGACUUGGUCGAGAUGUAACCCUAAUUUCAAGUUUCAGCUUGUACGUAUAAGGUAGCGGAAUUAUUCUAUGUAAAGAAGUCGUAGUCGGGCAAUUGAAAGGACGUCUUGUUUUAAAAGAUAAAGAAAAGAAAAUGUAAUAAAGCAUGUUUGGGAGCAAUGGCUAACAGAAACAUGGACAGGGUUGGUGAUGAAUGUCCAAAAUGAGAGAAUAUCAGGGCGUUCAGUUCCUGACGAUCGAUCGAUCGAUUGGUUGAAACGGAAUAAACAUGCGUAAAGUGUUCGGUUAAUCGAAUAUGAUAUCGUGCCUGAUCACAUCUCACACACUUCUGCUGUAUAUUUAUUAAUAGUAAUGAUAAGAUAAUGACGUAUAUAAAUUAUUGAGUAAUAUUAAUGAAUAUUAUUGAGUAAUAUUAAUAAAUAUUAAUAAAUUUGUAUAUUAAUAUAUACACAUAUAUGUAAUUACGUAUAUUCGUUGUUGGGCGAUCCGAUUCGAUUAACCGAGGUAAUUUGUUCGUCGACUAGUUUGUAAUGGGAAUCAUUUCAGCAAGAUGAUUAAAUAAUUAACUAUCGAAUUCGAUUGACCGAUCGACAAUGAUUCCUGACAGGUGGACCUUCCUCGUCCAGCAUAUGGGUUGAGACGACUUCACGAGAAAAUAAUGGCCUCCGCGUCACAGUUUCAUAUGUUUCCGCUCUUUUCCUUAUACAUUUUAUACAUAUAUAGUUUUCUUCCUUUACUCAAAAUUUACACAUAGUGUCAUAUGGAUUUAUUCGCCUAUUUUACCGGUGCGUGCAGAGACUAAGUUUCUUUUUCCUUCUUUUAUGGAAGCAUAUCCAUACACAUCAUGUUACAAGAGAAAUGCAUAUCCUUAUUUCUCGUUUUUGCGAUUAGACAGAAUCGAAUGUUUACAUCGAUUCUGUACAUAUAUACAGGGUAGUUAGCAAGAGCCGAGCAAUUUAUGGUUGUCGAAUAGACACGGUCACACAGAAGUAUACGUGAUUUUGUUUUUGUUUAUAAGAGAAACUAUGAUCGAGAUGAAUGCUUAAACAAAAGAAACAAAAAUAAUAGCAUUCUUUAUUCAGCGUUUUUUACGUGAUCUUUUAUUCAACAGAAACAAACAAUACCUUUUACAUAUAGGUAUCCUUUUCGCAGCGGUAAAUUUCCAAUUGUUCUCAAAGUUUUUACAACGAAUGACAUUUUCUACUACUUGGUUUGGUUCGUUAACCGGAUAUUACACACACACGUACACAUAUACACACAUAUGAUACGACUACACGUAUUCUUAGCAUUAGACAUACCCAGAUGUUUUGCUCAAGACGAAAUAUUUUUGCGUAUUAAUCGUGAUACGCGAGCUGAAGGCGGUGCGUCAUGAUACGCGGGACUUUCGAAGCGUGUUUCCUUUGUAACACAGGAAGGCUGAAAUUAAAGGGUGCUAAGCUCAAGAAUGAAUGUUCGUUUACGUAUGAAAGGGACAGACUGAGCAACUGCGGAAUAGAAGAUAGAAAAUGGAAGAAGAGGCAGACUGCGAACCUACGACUGAAAGAUAGCGAAAAAGAGAGUUUUAAAAGAGAACAAAGAGGAGAAAUGAAAGCAAAUUGAUACAGAAAAAAAGAAAACAAAGAAAAACAUUGGAGAAACUAUAUUUUCGUGAAUUUUUUCAUGGAUCGAUGAGAAAGGGAAGCAUAGAGGGAGAGAGAGAGAGAGAGAGAGAGAGAGAGAGAGAGAAAGAGAGAGAGAGAGAGAGAACGAUGCUUAUGCUUCAAUUACGAACGCGUGUUCUCCUUGAAUAUUGUUAAUUAUCGCUUCGAUUUUUUCAUGAGUGAUAUUUUAUACGUUUCCUUUAGAUUCGCGUUUUAAGGAGCAAGAUAAAAAAUAUUCAUGAUUGUAACACGCGUUCCUAUGUGCCGUGAUUCCCGAAAAGCAAUCAUGAGAGACGGAGUUGUGCGCGUGUUUGUUACAUAGUGAAAACGAGCGAGUAAUAUGGAAAUAUGCGUAUGGUUUGUCUCUACGAAGCUAAAUUGUGUUUAACGACCACUCGUUGCGGCCCCAAAGACGGUUGAUUGAAUCGGUAAUGUCAAAUAAGAAGAAAAAGGGAAAAGAUAAUUAAGGACAUCAAAUUUCCUUCGACGGAGGUACGUGGUUAUGUUAUCGUAUAUUAUCGUGAAACAGAGCCGACACAUUCAGAAAAUGGAAGACACAAGAGAGCGUAAUUGGAACCGGACAAGAAUGAACAUGAAGUAACAAGGACGAUAGGAAAUAGAUAGUGCGUAAGAGAACACCAAGAAAGAAGGGAAAGGGAAAAUCGAGCCUUUGUCAUCCAAUAAUCAGCGUAAAAGUCUACAAACUUGCGAUUAAUUAUGGUAUAAUUAAUGGAGGGUCCUUCGAUAUGCACAUAAUUGUAUUUUUAUAUUGUUUUUUUUAUUAACUGUGUUCCUACAAGGGAACGUUCAACGGAUUUUUCUCUUUUGUUUUUUAAAAGGAACUUUAUAAACCAUUCGAAACCCAGCUGCUACGACCCUUUUAUUACGAAAAAAAAAACAAAGAAAAAAGAAACAAUCACAAUGUCGAUGACUCUUUUUUUUUUUCUUUGGAAGAAAAGCGACAUCGACAGUAGGAAUACUGAUGUACGAUCCAAUUAAAAUUUGUGUAUAAACGAUAUAAAUCUCUUAUAAAGAUGGGAACAAGACGUAUCUCUAGAAUAUUUUGUCAAUAAACAAAUUAAUAAAAUUCGUUUCUCUUCGA
This is a messenger RNA of Bombus pyrosoma, 6001 nucleotides long. RefSeq names its product TGF-beta receptor type-1 (gene babo). Gene Ontology annotation, molecular function: ATP binding; activin receptor activity, type I; activin binding. The record is from RefSeq and is a predicted model, not a curated record. Gene Ontology annotation, cellular component: plasma membrane; activin receptor complex. Gene Ontology annotation, biological process: nervous system development; cellular response to growth factor stimulus; protein phosphorylation. The transcript is spliced from 8 exons. NCBI's taxonomy places the organism in Eukaryota, Metazoa, Arthropoda, Insecta, Hymenoptera, Apidae. Bases 1310 to 2884 code for a protein of 524 amino acids.